Molecule: messenger RNA, 2210 nt
Organism: Chlamydomonas reinhardtii
Lineage: Eukaryota; Viridiplantae; Chlorophyta; Chlorophyceae; Chlamydomonadales; Chlamydomonadaceae
Exons: 13
Coding region: 102-1871 (589 amino acids)
Biological process (GO): peptidyl-lysine monomethylation
Cellular component (GO): nucleus
Molecular function (GO): protein-lysine N-methyltransferase activity; protein binding
Source: RefSeq, a predicted model, not a curated record
GUAUAAGAUUAUAACAAUUUAAUCUACAAGGCUUGCUGCUCCGCUAAAAGUUGCUUGCAGCUGCGCGCACGUCAAUCCUUUUCAUCUAGAGCCUCGGCGCGAUGGCGCUGGGGUCACGUUCUUUGCAAUGCGCACAGAACCAUGUACGUGGCCGUAGCGAGCGUGGGGGAGGUCGGCCAUUCGUUGCAUCGACGGUCGCUCCGCGGGGCCGGCGGUCCUCCGUGCAAUGCUCGGCGAUUUUAGGUCAGCUAUUCAAGGGGGCUUCCGGCGCUGCUGCGGGCGCCGGCGUGGCGGCAGCGGCGCAGCCGGAGCUGGAGCCGGAGUUCCAGGCCUGGCUGAGAGGCCAGGGCAUCAUCACUCAACCUCUGGUGCUGCGGCAGUGCGGGCGCGAGGGCCGCGGCCUGGUGGCUGACCGGCCUCUGGGCCGCGGGGAGGCGCUGCUGCAGCUGCCCGACUCGCUGCUGCUCACGCCGCAGCGCGCAGCGGAGGAGUCCUGUCUGGCGCCGCUCCUGCGCCAGCUGUCGCCCGCGGGCGCGAGCACCUCCGCCGCCGGCGCGGCCGCUCUGCCGCUGCCCGAGUGGUCGCUGCUGGCGCUGUACCUGGCGGAGCUGCGGGGCCGGGCGGCGGCGGGCGACCGCGGCAGCCGCUGGGCCGCCUACGUGGACAUGCUGCCGCAGCGGCCUGGCACUGUGCUGGACUGGCCCGCUAAGGAGACGCGGCAGCUGCUGCGCGGCUCGCCUCUGUUGCGCCUGGCGGACUCCAUCGCCGCCGCCGCCGCCGCCUCUUGGGAGGAGUUGGCGCCGCUCAUUGCGCGCGGCCGGGCAGAGGGGCUGGUGCCGGCACACGUGUCGCUGAGCAAGGCUGAUCUGGACUGGGCUUUCGGUGUGCUCCUGUCGCGCUGCAUCCGGCUGCCCGGGCGCGACCAGCUUCAGGUGCUGGCGCCCUGGGCGGAUCUGCUCAACCACGACGUGAAUGCGGAGACGGGGGCGGCGGCGGCCGGCGCGGCGGGCUCGGGCGCCACUGGGUCGGGCGCCAGUGGGUCGGGCGGCUGCCACCUGGACUGGGAGCCGACGGCGCGGGGCGGCGCGGGGGCGCUGGUGCUGCGGACGGACCGGGCGUACGCGGCCGGGCAGCAAGUGUACGUGUCGUACGGCCCCAAGAGCAGCGGCGAGCUCCUGCUGUCGUACGGCUUCUGCCCGCCGCCCGCCGCCAACCCGCACCAGGACUACAAACUGCUGGUGGGCGUGAACGACUCCGCCGCCGCCGACCCCCUGGCAGCCCUGAAGGCGGAGGUGCUCGCCAAACACGGCCUGCCUCCCUCCCUGGAGUUCCCCCUCAAGCUGGAGGGGCUGCCGGCCGGCCUGCUCAACUACCUGGCCUUCGUGGAGGCGGCGCCCCAGGUGCCGCAGGAGCUGCACGACCUGGGCUCGUUGCUGUUCGAGGAGGGUGUGUUCCCGCUGCUUGACGGCGCCGACACGCUUGCGGCGGCGCUCAAGAGCCUGGGCAACCGCUGCACCGCGGCGCUCAAAGCCUACCCAACCACCAUGGAAGUGGACCAAGCCCUGGCGGCCGGCGCAGCGGCGGCGGUGGUGAACCGCUCACCGCGGGGGCCGCGCGGCCGCGCCUCGCCCACUGCUGCUACAGCCACUGGCGCUGCUGCUGCUGCUGCUGCUGCUGCUGCUGCUACUGCUACUGCCGGCGGUGACGGGCUUGUGACUCUGGGCACGGAGGAUGUGUCGGUCAGUGUGCUGCGGGAGGCGGCGGUGGCCGGCAUCCGGGUGCGCGAGCGCCAGAUCCUGCAGCGCACACAGGCCAGCGCCAUUGCCCAGCUGGCGGAGGUGAAGCGCGCCGCACGCAGCCGCCGCCGGUGAGGCGGUGUGUGAGAGAGGCGGUGUGUGGGAGGAGCCGCUGGAGCGCAGUCGUGGAGGCUGGAAAGCGGUGGCGGCGGAGCUGGGGACCUUGCUGUCAGGAGCCAGGAGUAGAACAUGCUCGCAAAAGGGAUAGAGGGAGAGCUGUGCCGCCUGUGCGGGGCUGAGUGGCGUGCCCGUGGGCUGCCCGGUAACGGCGGGUGGUGUGCCCGCCUGCUGCUGCGGACAGCUGCGGAGGAGAAGGAGUAUGCUUAGACAGCGGCGGUUUCUUGCACUGCUGGCCAAUGACCCGGCAGAGGCGAGGAGACAGGGGGGAAUGCCACUGUAUAACACGAAUCAGCA